AUGAAGAUACAUAAAUGCUUUAUGUGUAAUUAUUUUCUUAAAAUAGUUAAAGGAAAAAGGAAAAGGAAGAAGUACACGGGGAGUCGCAAUACCCUUCUGCGCAAAGGGAGAGCGGGGGAAGGAGAUGCUGUGAAUGGAACUCAUUCGAAUAGCACAAAUAGCAGAAGUAGUUUCCUCGAAGCUGAUCCAGAGGAGCAGGUGUUACCUGCAUUAGAACAAACACCAUCAAAGGAAGAUAUUAAGGCCAGUGAUAAUACCACGACGGUGGAGCCUAAGGCGGAUGAGUCUUGCCACUUUCGCUGCUUUCCCAUUUGUAACAUCAGCUGCGAUCAUAGUUUUUGUCUAAAUGGAAGAUGUGGCAACAAGGUCUUAGAGGAAAGAACAGAUACGAGGGGUUACAUCGGAAGGAACACCCUCCGAGUAAAUCAUCACAUCGAUCAGCGCAGUCGAAAUUUGAAGAAAGAAGCGCAAUAUUCGUGUAUGCUCCUGCAUGUGUGUGAAGGAAGUAGAAAGUCUUCCCCUUGUCACAGGACAUUGAUCAGGCGGAAAGAUAUAAGUGCGAACUACUCACUCGAUAGGCAUUACCUCACAUUUGUGGCUCAGUACCGAAUUGAAAAGAUAAAAAAAAAUAUCAUGAGGGUUAUUUCUUUUGUGCGCUUCUUCCUGUCACAGAGGAAGAAUCAGAGGGCCAUUAAUUUGAUACAACAGAUUAGUAAAUGGGAAGGUGGUCCACUGGACGUUACACCCAUGUGGACGGAACUACACCAUCUGUAUAAGAGGGAAAUAAGCAGAAUAAGUAGAAGGAAAUGCAUCUAUAAUGAUCCCAUUUUGGAAACUCGUAAAAGAAGAUCACGAGUACUGUUCAUCAAACUGGUUAAGCGAAGUGUGGGAAUUGUUCACAUGCUAGAAAUGGAAAAAAUUAGACAAAAAAGAUUUGUUGAUCGGGGGAACAUGGGGUUUUUCCAUCGCACAAAGGUUAUUAGAAUUAUGGAAAAUAGAAUUGGCAGGAAUAAAUACAUAAAGAAUAUAAUUCAAUUAUGUCAAAGAUAUAUCAACCUUGUGGAUAGCUCCCUUCUUUGCAUUAUGAACAGGAUGGGAAAAUCUGUAGUGCGAAUUGGUAGAACGGAUAAGAAGUGCCAUGGGGGGACUGUUAUCACAACUGAUGUAACAUUGCACAGAAGGAAUAAUCUAAAUAGGGUACAAACCAAAGGCACUGUAGGGAAGAGCAAAAAGGGGAGUCAGUCCUUUAAGGGGGGCCACAACGGAUAUCGUGCUGAUAAAGAAGAUGUGCCGAUUGUCAGGGAAAGUAAUGUGGGAACUCAUUUUGGCGAAAAAUCUGGGGGAGACCCCUUUUCUAUUGGUAGGAUAAAAAGUAUACGGGAGGAAAAGAUAACUCGAAACUCUAAAUCUUCUAAUGAUAUGAGCGCAGAUAGAAAUCAACAAGGAGCGAAGCCCGAAAGGGGCUCCAUGAGCACGCACAGUGGAACAGAAUUAACCAAAUGGGACAGAAUAUAUAGCACCGUUGAGUUGGCCUAUUCCCUCAAAAGCAGAACAAUGCGCAGAAGCAUGUGUAGAGCAAAACAAAAAGUUAAAUGGUCCAUUGUGUGUCUCAAAUGUAAAGGUAAAGCCCCUGUUAAAAAAAUGCACAGCAGGAAAAAUAAUUACAAAAUGUGCAAUCUAAGAAAAAAUAGAAAUCAUCGGGGGAGACGAACAAAAAUGUGGCAAUCGUAUUUCCAGGAGAACGUUAAGAGUGAGCAGACGGAAGAAGCAAGCGAAGUGGAAGGGGAGACAACUCUCCCUGAAUAUGAUAGUCACGAAGAAUGGGUCAAUUCUCAUAAGUCAUUUGGAGUAAACUCCGAUAAUCUAAUGAAAGGCAAGAGAAGAACGAAAGAAGGUAGUCACGGAAUAUAUGGCUACAGGGAGAAGGACCCUUACUGGAUGGUCAAAAAGAGUGAAACGAACAAGGAAAGUUACGAUACUCCCAAAGAGGAAGAAAAAAGGAUUGAUCAUUCGGAUAAAGAAUGGGAUUAUAGAAAUAGGAACAAAAGUGCGAUAAAUCGGAACGAUCUAAACUGUGUCUUGCACAUAGGAAAUAAAUUUGUGGAGUGCCUAAGAAGUUGCGAACAUAUUUGGAAGAACUUCAAAAUGGUAAAGCUGAUAAAAGAUAACUGCUCCAAUUUUGUGUACAAGUGCUUUGACACGAACAACAGAAGAUACGUAGCCAUCAAAAGUGUGAACAAGGAAAAGCAACUGUCUAUUAUGAGCUAUAGUACAUAUUUAAGUAUUUACAGAAUUGUACAGAAGAUUAAUAAUGAUAAUGUAGUGAAGAUUUAUGAUGUACUGGAGAGUCCUUCUCACUUUUUCAUUGUCAUGGAAUUAUGUGAAGGGACAGACCUCGUCGAAUAUGUAUCCAAAGAAGAAAUUCCUUUCGAGAAGGCGAAGGAUAUUAUUUCCCAACUAUUGAACGGAAUUAACGCUCUGCAUGCAAAUUCAAUCAUUCACAGAGAUAUUAAGCUGGACAACCUCAUGUUCAAGGACAAGGAUUUCGAAAAGGUUGUGAUAAUUGAUUUUGAUAUGUGUGUUUACAUGUAUGGGGAGCUUGAUGUAUCUGUGGGGAGGGGCAACUACCUGUAUGGCAGCGACACAAAGGAGGGGUUGGACGAGAAUAAUUUGGGUAGCUGCGAUAGGGAGGAAGGGGCCACCAAAGUGGAUGUCACUAAUGGGAACUGCACCAAUCGUAUCUUGACCAAUCCUAGCUUUGCCCAAAACAGCGUACACGCCAAUUCCGUGCAAGUGAACGAAGCUCUCCCAAAGCACUCAUACAACUGCGAAUAUAUCACGAGGGAGGACGAUGCGAAAGGGGGGGGAGAUGUUCUACGCAGAAGCCAAUUCCUAACGAAUAACUUCUACUCGAAUAACACGUACAUUAACAAAUUUGUGAGGAAUAAUGAAGAGCGGAAAAAUUGUAUCAUGUACCCUCCCUACUCCGAUAGUUAUAUAAUGGUACACAGGAACAGCAAGAGAACAGCCUCCCUUAAUUACAAUUAUAUAAGUCAGAUAGAGAAUGGAUUUCUAUCUGCAUGCACAGACAACACGGAGAAAACAUUCAUUAACGAAGGGGACAAAGUAAUUUGGAACGAUCUGAUUGUUGGGACGAAGGAGUACAUGUCUCCGUACUGCUUGAAGGGAAUAUAUAGCAUAAAGACAGACAUAUAUAGCAUUGGAGUUACAAUUUUUUUAAUUCUUUUUAAAAAUUUUCCUUACCUAUUUGAAGGGAAAAGUCUCAGCAGAUGGCAAAAUGAAGUUAUUAAAAAAAAUAAGGACAUAGUAAUUCCUUUUUCCUUCCUGUUCCAUAACGUAACCUGCACUUAUUUUGUGAAAUUAAUGGAUGUACACCUAAUGAAUAAUAAUAUUUAUUUUUGCAAAAAUAGUUGCCUCCUGGACAAUAAUUUGAAGGAAAUUGAGAAACUGCAAAACAUCAAAAUAGAUUUUAAUCAGAUCAGAAUCAAUGCCAAAAAUAUUUACCUGAUUGAGAUUUUGAGGCGGUCUUUAUCGCUUGACCUCGACGAUCAGUAUACUAGCGUCUCCGAAAUUUUGGAAAACAAAAUUUUCGCCUGA
Messenger RNA from Plasmodium knowlesi strain H, 3618 nucleotides. RefSeq names its product calcium-dependent protein kinase 3, putative. Bases 1 to 3618 code for a protein of 1205 amino acids. Gene Ontology annotation, cellular component: nucleus. Gene Ontology annotation, molecular function: ATP binding; protein serine/threonine kinase activity. The transcript has a single exon. Gene Ontology annotation, biological process: mitotic DNA damage checkpoint signaling; protein phosphorylation. NCBI's taxonomy places the organism in Eukaryota, Apicomplexa, Aconoidasida, Haemosporida, Plasmodiidae. The record is from RefSeq and is a predicted model, not a curated record.